UUUUGCGGUUGCAAAACCAUGGCUUGCAAAGUCAUCAUCGCUGCAGCUGCAGCUGCUCUAAUGCUGUCGUUCCUUUUGCCGUCAGAGGUUGUUGGACGUGAGCACAUAGGCAACUGCCCGUUUUGGCGCAGCCAAGUUCCAGAAUGCCGCACACGCAUGUCUUGCAUAAAGCGGUGCCAAGACGAGGGCUACAAGGGCGGAUUCUGCGACGGCAACAAGAUUUGCAUGUGCUCGCAGUGCUCGGACUCGACAGACGAUCCAGAGAUCGUCGCCGCUUCUGACAGCGCCGAAGCAAACCGGUGCAUGGGCAUGAUCAUAGCGUAGCAAUAUGUAAAUGUGAUGUGCUACAAAGUACCAAGAAAGGAUUUUGUGCGGUUCACUUUUUAUUGGGUAAUAAAUGGUGGGUGGUUCUGCGAUUGCAAUGACUAAGAAUAAACUUUCAAACUUCCUCACGCUGAGUCAUAUAUAUUGCAAGAAUUAAGCUUUUGUACUUGGACUCAGUGUAUCAUACUUUGGGUGAAGAAACACGGCUGAUAGUCCAAGCAUGGUUCUGCACUAAAAA
Messenger RNA from Sorghum bicolor (sorghum), 562 nucleotides. RefSeq lists its product as uncharacterized. The record is from RefSeq and is a predicted model, not a curated record. The transcript has 2 exons. NCBI's taxonomy places the organism in Eukaryota, Viridiplantae, Streptophyta, Magnoliopsida, Poales, Poaceae. The coding region runs from base 19 to 324 and encodes 101 amino acids.